AUGUGUACGAAUACUCACCCGUCUCUCAGACAUGACUUGAAUUACAAGACUUGGCCCAUAUUUACCAAAGAUAAUGCACCCGACAGUAAUGACCAGAAGAAUAAUUACGGUCAGCACCCCUUCUAUACAGUACUUGAAAGUAAUGGCAAUUCUCACGGAAUUCUAUUACUUAACAGCAAUGCUAUGGAAUACACACUAAUGCCGGCGCCGGCGAUGUCUGUGAAGACAAUCGGAGGAAUAUUGGAUUUCUUUGUGUUUAUCGGCGAUAAUCCCGAACAUACAAUCGGAGGAAUAUUGGAUUUCUUUGUGUUUAUCGGCGAUAAUCCCGAACAUGUCAUACAGUUAUACACUUCACUCAUUGGGCGCACAUUUAUGCCCUCGUUUUGGGCGUUUGGGUUUCAAAUAUCCAAAUAUGGUUACCAUAACACCAAUCAAGUGAAAGCUGUGGUCGAGCGACAGAUUAAACAUCAGAUCCCAUAUGAUGUUCAAUAUAUUGAUAGCGAUUAUAAAUUCUGGUCACGAGAUUUCACUAUCGAUCCAAACUAUUUCAAAGAUUUGCCACAACUUAUAACAGAGACUCAAAGCAAAUUCAAUCUCCAUUGGACUCCAAUCAUAGACCCGGGUAUUCAAGGAAAUGAACCAAAUUAUUCAAUAUUUCUCGACGGAAACAAUCAAAAUGUAUUUGUAAAGUGGCCUAAAAGUGUUCCCAUACAAGACAGGCAUAAUCCCGAUAAUAUAGAUGUCACUCACGAUAACAUGUAUGGGCGGGUAUGGCCUCCCGGACCCGUUGCCUUUCCCGAUUUCAUGAAGAAUGCGACCCAAAACUGGUGGAUAAAUAACUUCAAACAUUUGUACUCUAUUGGAUGGAAAUUCAAUUCACUUUGGAUUGAUAUGAAUGAGCCCGUGUCGGUCGAAUUUGGCACAGGCUUUAAUAUCACGUGCCCUCACAAUCAAUAUGAUAAUAUUCCCAUUGAAAUAAAGGCUCUUUGGGUCCAUAACUUCGAGCGCUUGAGUAGACAAUCAAUUUGUAUGAUUGGAGUGCAGGGAGAGUCGGGUCAAUACAAACACUAUGACGUCCACUCAUUAUAUGGUCUAUCGAUGGCUAUUCCCACACAAAAGGCAUUGAAUGAGAUAACAGGAAAGAGAGGUUAUGUAUUAUCGCGAUCAACAUUUGUAUCGUCGGGACAAUACACGGGUCACUGGUUGGGAGACAACCGAAGCAAAUGGUCUCAUAUGAAGGACUCAGUGAUAGGAAUGUUGGAAUUCAAUCUCUUCGGCAUUCAAUGCCUAUUACAUUUGAUAGUGGAUCGGGAAGCCCUUUGGGUCCAUGGAUUCGAUCGGUUGAGUCGAUCCACACUCUGUAUGAUUGGAGUGCAGGGAGAGUCGGGUCAAUACAAACACUAUGACGUCCACUCUUUGUAUGGCCUAUCGAUGGCUAUUCCCACACAAAAGGCGUUGAAUGAAAUAACGGGUAAAAGAGGUUAUGUCUUAUCGCGAUCAACAUUUGUAUCGUCGGGACAAUACACGGGUCACUGGUUGGGAGACAACCGAAGCAAAUGGUCUCAUAUGAAGGACUCAGUGAUAGGAAUGUUGGAAUUCAAUCUCUUCGGCAUUCCUUAUGUUGGGGCAGAUAUUUGUGGAUUCAAUGAUAAGACUACACCAGCUCUCUGUCGUCGUUGGCAACAAUUGGGAGCAUUUUAUCCGUUUAGUCGAAACCAUCACAACGGAUGGGGCGGUGAUGUUCAGGACCCCGCAGUUUGGGCAGACAUUGGACAUCCGGAAGUGACUGAAGCGGCUAAACAAUCACUUCGUGUCAGAUAUCAAUUACUUCCCUAUUUAUAUACCCUUUUCUUCAAAGCCCACGUAUUGGGCAAUACUGUUGUCAGACCUCUGUUUCACGAAUACCCGACUGAUCCGCAAACCUAUGGUAUAGACGAGCAGUUUAUGUGGGGAUCAGUUGUACUCUUUUCGCCAUUUCUUUAUGAAAAUCAGACAGAAGUGAAUGCAUACCUUCCCGACGAUGUCUGGUAUGAGCCGAGCGUUGAGUUUGUGAAACUGGUGCCAAAGACAGGUCACGUCAAACUGCAGGAC
Molecule: messenger RNA, 2091 nt
Organism: Medioppia subpectinata
Lineage: Eukaryota; Metazoa; Arthropoda; Arachnida; Sarcoptiformes; Oppiidae
Source: the annotation of a GenBank genome assembly